AUGGGGAGUUCCGAGACGGUGUUGUUAGACUUUUGGCCAAGUAUGUUCGGUAUGAGGGUAAGAAUUGCUUUGGCCGAAAAGGGUGUCGAGUACGAGUACAAAGAACAAGACUUGGCCAACAAAAGCUCGUUGCUCCUUGAGAUGAACCCGAUUCACAAGAAAAUCCCGGUCUUAAUACACAACGGAAAGCCCGUCUUAGAAUCCAACAUUAUCGUUCAAUAUAUCGACGAGACAUGGAAAGAUAAGUCGCCGUUGUUGCCUUCCGAUCCUUAUCUUCGGGCUCAAGCCAGGUUCUGGGCUGACUAUGUCGACAAGAAAGUUUAUGAUGCAUCAAAGAAAAUUUGGACAUUAAAGGGUGAAGAACAGGAAAGAGGGAAGAAGGAAUUCAUAGAGAUUCUGAAGGUGUUGGAAGGGCAGAUUGGGGAUAAACCAUAUUUUAUGGGUGAGUCCUUUGGGUAUGCAGAUAUUGCACUUGUGCCCUUCUACUGUUGGUUUUAUACAUUUGAGACCCUUGGGAAUUUUAGUAUUGAAAAAGAGUGCCCAAAGUUGAUUGCAUGGGCCAAAAGGUGCAUGCAGAGGGACACUGUUUCCAAGACUCUCCCUCAUUCCCAUCGUAUUUACGAGGCUUUCUUGGAGAUAAAAAGGAAGUUCGGUUUAUAG
Messenger RNA from Cynara cardunculus var. scolymus (artichoke), 660 nucleotides. Its product is annotated as probable glutathione S-transferase. Gene Ontology annotation, biological process: glutathione metabolic process. The transcript has 2 exons. Gene Ontology annotation, molecular function: glutathione transferase activity. The record is from RefSeq and is a predicted model, not a curated record. The coding region runs from base 1 to 660 and encodes 219 amino acids. Gene Ontology annotation, cellular component: cytoplasm. NCBI's taxonomy places the organism in Eukaryota, Viridiplantae, Streptophyta, Magnoliopsida, Asterales, Asteraceae.